AUGAUGAAGACGACUACCUGUUCGAAUGCGAUCCGCGCAACUGCGAGAUUAGGUCUUGCGCCCCGACUACAACCUCUACUACUCCAGCGAAGCUAUGCGACGCAGUACGGUCUCGGAACCACCGCCUCGACAACUAGCUCAAAACGAAAGAAAGUCACACCAUUCAACGACAAUGGGUCGGUACCUUGGUCGCAGCUUUCUGGGGGAGAAAAGGCAGCCAGGGCGACCCAGCAGACCUUCAACUUUGGACUGAUUUUGGCUGGUAUCGCAGGCGGAGUUGCAUAUGUUUUGUGGACAGAUGUCUUCUCUCCGGACAGCAAAACUGCUGUCUUCAACCGAGUCGUUGACAAGAUCAAGGCUGAUCAGAAGUGCAUCGAAAUGCUGGGAGAUUCGAAGAAGAUUGUUUGCCAUGGCGAGGAAACGUAUAACAAGUGGCGACGAGCACGUCCGAUUGCCUCUACUAUCAACACGGAUUCGAGAGGCCACGAGCAUAUGCUCAUGCAUUUCCAUGUCGAAGGGCCCCUCAACAGGGGUGUGGUUUACCUCCACAUGAUCAAGACGCCCAUCUCCGGCGAAUUCGAAUACAAGUACCUCUACGUUGAUGUGAGAGGGCACCAGCGACAUUACCUUGAGAACGCAGAUACGGCGACCGGUUCUGGAAAGAAAGGCGUCAGGUUCCUCGGCAUCAACUGGGGAUGA
This is a messenger RNA of Colletotrichum abscissum, 699 nucleotides long. RefSeq lists its product as uncharacterized. The coding region runs from base 1 to 699 and encodes 232 amino acids. Gene Ontology annotation, cellular component: TIM23 mitochondrial import inner membrane translocase complex. Lineage: Eukaryota; Fungi; Ascomycota; Sordariomycetes; Glomerellales; Glomerellaceae. Gene Ontology annotation, biological process: protein import into mitochondrial matrix. The record is from RefSeq and is a predicted model, not a curated record. The transcript is spliced from 3 exons.